Messenger RNA from Mangifera indica (mango), 1202 nucleotides. RefSeq names its product bidirectional sugar transporter SWEET14-like. Gene Ontology annotation, cellular component: membrane. Gene Ontology annotation, molecular function: sugar transmembrane transporter activity. Gene Ontology annotation, biological process: carbohydrate transport. The record is from RefSeq and is a predicted model, not a curated record. Bases 114 to 965 code for a protein of 283 amino acids. The transcript has 6 exons. NCBI's taxonomy places the organism in Eukaryota, Viridiplantae, Streptophyta, Magnoliopsida, Sapindales, Anacardiaceae.
AUGUGUGAACAAACUAGCUAGAUAGAAAUUUUCCUUUAAUCCCGCAUCUUUUUCUCUUGUUUUUUUUUUUUUUUUUUUUUGAGAGAACUAGCUAGAGAGAAAGAAAAGAAGCCAUGGCACCGGUGAUCUCAACUGACAAUCCAGUGGCUUUUGCUUUUGGACUUCUAGGUAAUGUGGUAUCCUUCGUGGUUUUUCUAGCUCCACUUUAUUUCAGGCCAACGUUUUACAGGAUAUUCAAGAAAAAAUCAACUGAAGGGUUUCAAUCAGUUCCAUAUGUGGUUGGACUAUUCAGCGCUGUCAGUUGGAUAUACUAUGCAACAUUGAAGUCUGAUGCUUUCCUUCUCAUGACUAUUAAUGCAUUCGGUUGUAUGAUAGAGACUGCUUACAUUGCUAUCUUCCUUGCUUAUGCACCCAAGCAAGCAAGGAUGUUAACUCUUAGGCUACUUAUUUUGUUAAAUUGUGGAGGAUUCAGCGUGAUUACAGUUCUCUCCCACUUUUUAAAAGGACAAACCCGACUUCAUGUUCUUGGUUGGCUUUGUGUUUCUUUCUCAGUCUUUGUCUUUGCAGCACCUUUAAGCAUUGUGAGACAGGUCAUACGAACCAAGAGUGUAGAGUUUAUGCCCUUUUACUUGUCGUUUUUUCUGACAAUGAAUGCUAUUAGUUGGUUCUCUUAUGGCGUAUCACUAAAGGACAUGUAUAUUGCGAUGCCAAAUGUGCUGGGCUUCAUCUUCGGAUUUAUUCAGAUGGUACUGUAUGUAAUGUACAGAAACAACAAACCAGCUGUAAAAGAUAUUAGGCAACUAGAACAAGCUAUUGACAUGGAGAAACUGAGCGUAAGUACGACUUUGCAGGAGCAAUCUGAAUGCGCUCAGAUAACUCACGGUGAAAUCAUUGAAAACAGGGGGGUGUCAGCGGACCACCAAGAGAGAAACAUGGGAAACCUGCAACCAAGACCUACCCAGUAAAUGCUAAGUCUGUGUGAUGGACUUGUACCUAUUUCCUUUAAUUGUGUGUGUAGUUUAAAAAUUAUGUCAACAAGUGCAUCGAUCUUCAUCUCUUUCUGCUAAUGUACAAAGUUAUUGUAAAUUAAGGAGAGGAGAUAUCCUAACAAAUGCGCAUUUGAUGCUUGCUGCUGUGGUGUUUCUCUGCGUCAUGUAAGCCCACAGGGGGUCGAAAAUUUAAUAGCUUUCUACUUUCAUAUA